This is a messenger RNA of Microthlaspi erraticum, 693 nucleotides long. The record is from the annotation of a GenBank genome assembly. Lineage: Eukaryota; Viridiplantae; Streptophyta; Magnoliopsida; Brassicales; Brassicaceae.
AUGAUGUCUACUGUACCGGCCUUUCCCUUUGCUGAACCGGGUUUUGUUAACCAAUUAUCGGAUUUCCAAACCGGAUUCACUCCUUGGGAAUUUGACUGCUCCGAUCUCUUCUCUGUGAUUCAGUCGUCUCUCGAACCGGCCAUACCGAGUCCUUGUUCCGAUGAAUCCGAAACCGGUCUCGUCAGAACUAAUACCGGUUUUAACGAUCUAAAAUCCGGCUCUGACGAAUCUUGUAUCGGUUCCAUCAAAACGAACUCUGGUUCAGAUGAUUCUGACUGUUUCCACGGCGUACCAAGUCCUCAAUCCGAGGAAUUGGACUCGGAAAACACGAGAAUCCGGAUAAACGCUACAGACCAUAACCGGAAGAAAUUGAACCUUCCGGAGAUAACCGACGACCGUAAGAGGAAGCGGAUGGAAUCAAACCGAGAAUCAGCGAAGCGGUCAAGGAUGCGUAAACAGAGACACAUUGAGAAUUUACGAAACGAGGUAAACCGGCUCGGUUUAGAAAACCGGGAACUCGGAAACCGUCUCCGUACCCUCUUGUACCACAUUGAACAAAUUAGUACGGACAACAGUCGGCUUUUGUCGGAACAAGAGAUUCUGAGACGAAGAUUCUCGGAGAUGAGGCAAAUCUUAAUGCUCAGAGAGCUUCAGCGUCAGCAACAGUGGGCACGCGAUCAUCAAAUGAUAUGA